AUGGAUCUAGGCCAUUUAGCACAGCUGUGCUAUAAUAUGACGGAAUCAUAUUUACAGAUUACAAAUGGAACAGAUGUAAUAAAUGGAACUCAAGAAGCAAUAAGGAUAACUAAAGAUCAGCUGUUAUUGGAUAUAUUUAAGAAAUGGAAUCCUUUUAAUGAUGCACUUUCAUUUUCAUUUAAUGGUGGUAAAGAUUGUCAAGUAUUAUUAUUGUUGUAUUUGAGUUGCCUGUGGGAAUUUUUCAUGUUAGGUGUUAGCUCAUCUCAAUUCGAUAGGAAAUACCAUAAGUUCCCUUUAACCAAACUUCCCAGUGUUCUUAUAUCUCAAGAAGAAGUGUUUUCUACAGUUGAUUCGUAUAUUGCUGAAAGCAUUGAUAGAUAUAAUUUAGAUCUAUACGAGUCCACUCCUCAGAAUGGGAACCAUAUUGAUAUGGCUCAAGCUUUCGAGAACUAUUUGAACCUAUAUCCAAGUACAAAGGCAAUUGUGAUAGGUGUGCGUUAUACAGAUCCCUUUGGAGAACAUUUCAAACCAUUGCAGCCGACAGAUUCAAAUUGGCCAUAUUUUCUAAGGGUCCAACCUAUAUUACAUUGGAAGCUAGAAAAUAUAUGGAGUUAUCUUUUAUUCUCCGGAGAACCAAUAUGUGGCAUGUAUGCUAAAGGGUUCACAUCGAUUGGAGAUAUUGAUAAUACAUUGCCAAAUCCAUAUCUGAUAAUUAAUAGCACUAAUGUCAAACCACAAUUUUUAUUCUCUAAAGAAGUCGAAAGAUCGUUUUAUCAAGAUAAAAAUGCUACAAAUGAAAUAAAUAUUACACCAUUGCAACCAAUAGAUAUUAAAUUAAUAGACUCAUUUGAAGAUGAUUAUUAUCCAGGCUGGUUCCUUGUAGAUGAUGCAAAAGAAAGGGCAGGUAGAAUCAAAAAGCAGAAGAAAAGCACCAAAGCUUGA
Messenger RNA from Vanderwaltozyma polyspora DSM 70294, 942 nucleotides. RefSeq lists its product as uncharacterized. Gene Ontology annotation, molecular function: FMN adenylyltransferase activity. Lineage: Eukaryota; Fungi; Ascomycota; Saccharomycetes; Saccharomycetales; Saccharomycetaceae. Gene Ontology annotation, biological process: FAD biosynthetic process. The record is from RefSeq and is a predicted model, not a curated record. The transcript has a single exon. The coding region runs from base 1 to 942 and encodes 313 amino acids.